Molecule: messenger RNA, 1552 nt
Organism: Hypanus sabinus (Atlantic stingray)
Lineage: Eukaryota; Metazoa; Chordata; Chondrichthyes; Myliobatiformes; Dasyatidae
Gene: taf8
Product: TAF8 RNA polymerase II, TATA box binding protein (TBP)-associated factor
Exons: 9
Coding region: 151-1107 (318 amino acids)
Biological process (GO): transcription initiation at RNA polymerase II promoter
Cellular component (GO): transcription factor TFIID complex
Molecular function (GO): protein heterodimerization activity
Source: RefSeq, a predicted model, not a curated record
GGAAGUGACGGUCAGUGCGGGGCGACGGACGGACUGAAAGUGGUUGGUGAGUGGGGCGCCGCGUUGGUUGAUGUUGCCCCACAAUUGUUUCUUCCCUCCGGAGCACCGGAGGCUCUGGGAUCGGGCGAGGAUACCCAUCCAGUUGCCAAAAUGACUACAGCUACUGUCUCUGAUACAUAUACACCCACUGACGCAACUUGCAGAGUCUCAGUGGAGAAUGUUUCGCAGAAGUCAUCGAGUUCCAAAGUGUCGACGUCUGCCUCGGAUAACUAUUACCUGGCCCGAAGACGGACACUGCAGGUGGUGGUCAGUUCACUGCUAACGGAAGCUGGCUUUGAAGCGGCUGAAAAGGCUGCUGUUGAAACGCUGACGGAAAUGCUGCAGAGUUAUCUUUCUGAAAUUGGUCGAAGUGCUAAAGUUUACUGUGAACAUUCGGCAAGAACCCAACCAACUUUGUCAGAUGUGGUGGUUACUCUGGCAGAAAUGGGUUUUAACGUGGAUAAUAUUCAAGCUUAUGCCAAACGCUCACAGAGGAUGGUUAUUACUGCUCCUCCUGUGACAAACACUCCAGCAACUCCCAGAGCACUUUCCACAGGACAGAAGAGGAUACAUCCUUCAUACAUCCCAGGACACUUUCCAGAGUUCCCUGAUCCUCACACUUACAUAAAGACUCCUACAAUCAGAGAACCAGUAUCUGAUUACCAAGUGUUGCGGGAGAAAGCUGCAUCCCAGAGAAGAGAUGUAGAGCGAGCUCUUACCAGGUUUAUGGCCAAAACAGGAGAAACCGAGAGUUUAUUUAAAGAUGACGUCUCAACAUUCCCUUUGAUUGCUGCCCGGACCACCAGCAUUCCUUAUUUAAACGCUUUGCUACCUUCCGAACUUGAACUUCAGCAGAUGGAGGAAACUGAUUCCUCAGAACAGGAUGAUCAGACUGACACUGAGAAUGUUGCUCUCAACAUGAAUGCCGAUGAAAUUUCUGCUGAGAAGGAAAACUCCAUGUUGCAGCAGAACUCAGGUUUAUCAAACAAUAAAAACAGUGAAGAACCAAUGAUUGACAAUCCAUAUCUACGACCGGUGAAAAAGCCCAAGGUCCGGAGGAAGAAGUGAAGUCCAAGGAAACAAAAAAAGAUCAUUUCGGUAGAAUGCUGUGCAAUGAAAUGGCACAAAUAUUUUAACUGAAAGAUGCCUUCCUCAUACAUAUAUUGUGAAAAAGGGAAUGUAGACCCAAAAGAGGCUCUGAAAUAUAUAUUAAGGCAGCUUCAGUUUGGUUAAGGAGUGUAGAACCUGAAUAACUAACAUACAAAAAAUUUCAACACCUUCCUGAUGAUGCAAAGCAUUUUCUUGUUAAUUCAGAAACUGCUUGAAAUACUUUGCAAAACAACUUAUGGAUUUGCAUGAUCUUUGUGUAAAGAUCACUUUGAAGUGUGAAAGUCCACUUGAUUUCCCAGUGCAGUAAAAAUUGCAAUAUCUGUCGAAGAUCACCUAUUAUUUCUCAUCUGCUGUUUGAUGCAAGUUAUUGCAGUUCCAAAUAAAUGAAAAUGUUUUUUAAGAA